CGUAACGAGAACGUGGCGUCAUCCAGACGAUUCUUUACUUGAAGAGUAUGUAGCCAAUCAUGAUCUCCGCCCCUCUCUCUCUAACAUUUCCAAGAUUCUCUCUCUCUCUCUCUCUCUCUCUAUCUCUAGAUUUUCGACACUCUCCCCAGCUCUGCGACUGAUCGGCGAUCGCUUCUUUACUCUUUCCUGCUAUUUCUCUCACUUUCUCAGCCGAAUUUAGUACUCGAGACGGAACAUCUAGUCAAGCGAGCUAGGAGUCUUAGAUAUUUGGCGGUAGUGUUUGGCACAUUCUUUUGUCGGUUUGAAUCCGGAAUUCAAAGCCAUUUUUUCUCUUUGCAUUCUCCUUAGAUUUAUCCGUCUUGAAACCCUAGCUGGCACGGUGCAUUUGCCGUAGGUUUCGGCGGGAUUUGAUGAUUCGUGAAGCGAGCAUUUGAGAUGCUUGAACAGUAAUUGGAGUUGAAUCUGAGGGUAAUUGGUGCUAGUGUUUUGUGCUCGCGAUGGUUAGUUUGGGCUUUGGUUGUGAGAUGAAUGUGUCUGUGAAGUUGCGAUGAAGAAUGAGUGGGAGAAGUUUUGCGGUGACGGAUGGUGCGUUGGUUGUGAUGGCCACUGAUGGGAAGUAGGGUUUUGACGGCAGGCGCUUGUUCUUGAUGUCGCGGACGGACAGAAUGAGUGCGGAUGCUGCAAGGGCGGGUCCGGUGGAGAGGGACAUUGAGCUGGUUCUUGGCUUGUUUAUUAAAACAGGCCAUCACCGCUCUCAAAAAAGGGGCUCAUUUGCUUAAGUAUGGACGUAGGGGGAAGCCCAAAUUUUGCCCCUUCAGACUGUCUAAUGAUGAAUCUGUUCUAAUAUGGCUCUCUGGGAAAGAGGAGAAACACCUUAAGCUAAGCCACGUCUCCAGAAUUAUACCUGGGCAGCGGACUCCAAUAUUUCAGAGGUACCCUCGGCCCGAGAAGGAAUAUCAAUCUUUUUCUCUUAUAUAUAGCGAUAGAUCUCUGGAUCUUAUUUGCAAGGAUAAAGAUGAAGCUCAAGUCUGGUUUACUGGCCUGAAAGCAUUAAUAUCAAGAGGUCAUCAUCGGAAGGGAAGAACAGAAUCAAGAAGUGAUGGAUUUUCAUCUGAAGCAAAUAGUCCCCGAACACACACUCAAAGAAGUUCUCCACUAAGCUCUGCAUUUAGUAGUGGUGAUAGUUUGCAAAAGGAUGGGGUUGAUCCCCUUCGACUUCAUACUCCAUAUGAAAGCCCUCCUCAAAUUGGUUUAGAAAAAGAAUUAUCAGAUGUGGUGUUAUACACUGUGCCUCCUAAGGUUUUCUUGCCUUCAGAAUCUGCUUGUGGCUCAGUUCAUUCAUUAUCAUCGGGAGGCUCAGAUGGCAUAAAUGGCCGCAUAAAGGGCAUGGGUGUGGAUACCUUUAGAGUAAGUUUAUCAAGUGCUGUUAGCUCAUCAAGUCAUGGCUCUGGUCAUGAUGAUGGUGAUGCUCUAGGGGAUGUUUUCAUUUGGGGAGAAGGCACUGGAGAUGGCAUUCUGGGUGGGGGAAUUCAUAGAAUGGGAAGCUGUUCUGGUUUUAAAAUGGAUUCUUUUGUGCCUAAAGCCUUGGAAUCUGCAGUAGUACUUGAUGUUCAGAAUAUAGCUUGUGGUGGGCGACAUGCUGCUUUAGUGUCUAAGCAAGGAGAAGUUUUCUCCUGGGGCGAAGAGUCAGGGGGCAGACUUGGACAUGGCGUAGAUUCUGAUGUUUCACACCCAAAGCUUAUAGAUGCGCUUAAAAAUACGAACAUUGAACUUGUAGCAUGCGGGGAGCACCAUACCUGUGCUGUAACACUCUCUGGUGAUUUGUACACAUGGGGGAGUACUUACAAUUUUGGGCUGCUUGGACAUGGAAAUGAUGUGAGUCAUUGGGUUCCAAAAAGGUUGAAUGGACCUUUGGAGGGAAUACACGUCUCCUCAAUUGCCUGUGGACCAUGGCACACAGCUGUGGUAACCUCUGCAGGACAAUUGUUUACUUUUGGUGAUGGAACUUUUGGUGUCUUAGGCCAUGGGGACCGUAGAAGUGUGUCUACACCCAGGGAAGUAGAGUCCUUGAAGGGCCUUCGCACGGUGCGAGCAGCUUGUGGUGUUUGGCAUACUGCUGCCGUUGUUGAAGUCAUGGUUGGAUCUUCAAGUUCCAGUCACUGCUCUUCAGGAAAGCUAUUUACUUGGGGAGAUGGGGAUAAAGGUCGUCUUGGGCAUGGUGAUAGGGAGCCAAGACUUGUGCCUACUUGUGUUGCUGCUCUUGUUGAACCCAAUUUUUGUCAAGUUGUCUGUGGACACAGCCUAACUGUUGCACUGACAACUACCGGGCAAGUUUACACAAUGGGAAGCCCUGUUUAUGGUCAAUUAGGUCAGCCACAUGCUGAGGGGAAACUACCUAUACGCGUUGAGGGAAAGCUUACAAAAAACUUUGUUGAGGAGAUAGCUUGUGGUGCUUAUCAUGUGGCUGUAUUAACUUCAAGAACUGAAGUUUACACUUGGGGAAAGGGUGCUAAUGGUCGAUUAGGUCAUGGUGACACAGAUGAUAGAAAUUCUCCAACAGUUGUUGAAGCUUUGAAAGACAAGCAAGUCAAAAGUAUAGCUUGCGGGACUAAUUUUACUGCAGCAAUCUGUCUUCAUAAAUGGGUCUCUGGUGUUGAUCAGUCGAUGUGUUCUGGAUGUCGCCUUCCAUUUAAUUUCAAGAGGAAACGACACAAUUGUUAUAAUUGUGGACUUGUAUUUUGUCAUUCAUGCAGCAGUAAAAAGUCUCUUAAGGCUUCCAUGGCACCAAAUCCCAACAAACCUUAUCGUGUUUGUGAUAAUUGCUUUGGCAAACUGAGGAAAGCUGCUCAAACUGACUCUUCAUCUCACUCUGCUCUGAGUAGAAGAGGAAGUAUCAAUCAAGGUCUUAGUGAACUUGUUGAAAAAGAUGAAAAGUUGGAUUCCAGAUCCCAGAUGCAAUUUGGAAGAUAUUCCUCUUUAGAAUCCUUUAAACAAGUGGAAAGUGGUUCUUCCAAGAGAAACAAGAAAUUAGAGUUCAGUAGUAGUCGUGUUUCACCCCUUCCAAAUGGUGUUUCUCAGGGGGGUGUGCUUGCUAACUCUAAAUCUUUCAAUCCAGCAUCUGGGUCAUCGAAGAAGUUUUUCUCAGUUUCCCUUCCUGGAUCAAGAAUCGUAUCUCGAGCAACAUCACCAACAUCUAGACGGCCUAGUCCACCUCGUGCGACUACACCAACCCCAAAUCUGGCUGGGCGUGCAUCUCCAAAAAUUGUUCCUGACGAUGCUAAAAGGACAAAUGAUAGCUUGAGCCAAGAAAUUCUCAAACUAAGGGCACAGGUUGAAAAUCUUACUCGUAAAACCCAACACCAAGAGGUUGAGCUUGAAAGAACAACCAAACAGCUGAAGGAGGCCAUUGCAAUAGCAGCAGAAGAGACUGCAAAAUGCAAGGCAGCAAAGGAAGUGAUUAAAUCGCUUACAGCCCAAUUGAAAGAGAUGGCUGAAAGGUUACCAGUAGGAGCAGCACGAAACUGCAAAUCACCUUCUUUCAAUCCCUUUGGUCCUGAUCCUCCUGGUGAUGUUUCUACCGCAGUGAUUGAGCAACUGAAUAGUCCAACAACUUGCCAUGCACCAGAUUUAAAUGGAUCAAACUGUCUUGUGCUUUCUAAUGGUUCAAGCACUGCUGUCAACCAUACUUCAUUCCAAACUGGAGCAGCACAUUCAGAGGCCAUGGGAAGGAGCAAGAACAGAACAACAGAUGUUGAACCCACCCAUGGGUCUGAAUGGGUUGAGCAAGAUGAGCCAGGUGUCUAUAUUACCCUUGUGUCCUUGCCUGGAGGUAUCAAAGAUCUCAAGCGUGUUCGCUUCAGUCGAAAACGUUUCAGUGAGAAACAAGCAGAACAGUGGUGGGCUGCCAACAGAGCUAGAGUUUACCAGCGGUACAAUGUUCCCAUGGUUGACAAGUCCAGUGUUGGCAUAGGGAGAGAAGGCUUAGCACAUUGACCUGCCAAACUCAAUCAAGAUGUAAAUGAAAUGACACAGUUCGCAUUUUAUGACUCAAGUUUGUGUUAAUUGGUUUAGAAUUCAGCAUUAGUUUUUGGGGGAAGUGGGGGAAGUGAGGGCUGGACUGAUGAGAGGGAGGGAGGGAAGAGAGUGGGUUGAUUGCUUAUUGUGCUUUUUUGUUUUCUUUUUUGGUUUUGUUUUCUUCUUCUUCCUCUUUUUUUCCUGUUUUAAUUUUUCACUUUUUUUUUUUUUUUAAUUUUUUUUGGAGGAAAGCACUUUGAGGGUAAGGGUGAGGAUUGUAAAUAAGUUGUAGAUUGUUGGCCAUUUAAUUCAAAUAGCUGCCUUGUAAAUUUAGUGAAAAUUCCUCAGUUGAAUUUUACUUGUAAUCUUCACUUCAUUUUUUGUAUGGUGCUAGCUGUACUCAAUUGUCAGAAUCAAGAAUGCCGGUUGGCCUAUGUGAAAAAAAUUCCCAUUGAA
This is a messenger RNA of Malania oleifera, 4470 nucleotides long. Its product is annotated as PH, RCC1 and FYVE domains-containing protein 1-like. Gene Ontology annotation, molecular function: metal ion binding. The transcript is spliced from 9 exons. The record is from RefSeq and is a predicted model, not a curated record. NCBI's taxonomy places the organism in Eukaryota, Viridiplantae, Streptophyta, Magnoliopsida, Santalales, Ximeniaceae. The coding region runs from base 676 to 3993 and encodes 1105 amino acids.